Molecule: messenger RNA, 383 nt
Organism: Moneuplotes crassus
Lineage: Eukaryota; Ciliophora; Spirotrichea; Euplotida; Euplotidae
Source: the annotation of a GenBank genome assembly
UACUUGAGAAAUUAGGUAUGGCAUGUUUCUAUCUCUAGGCGAUGGGGCCUAUAGCCAGGUGUUCAAAGUAAGACGUAGUUCUGACAUGGACUACUAUGCUUUAAAGCUAAUAAAACUUGGGAAAUUAAGCGAGAAGGAAGUGCUGAACUCUCUUAACGAAGUGCGGAUCUUAGCCUCUAUUAGUAACAAGAAUGUUAUUUCUUAUAAAGAAGCCUUUUAUGAUACAGAGAAAGAGGCUCUGUGCAUUAUAAUGGAAUAUGCUAAUGAUAAAGACCUGUACCAAUAAAGAUUAGCAUUCAGAAGAAGAAAGACCAGUAUUUUGAUGAAGAUUAUAUAUGGUCAGUGUUUAUCCAGGUCCUCAGAGGACUCAGAAGCUUACACAA